Messenger RNA from Colossoma macropomum (tambaqui), 2641 nucleotides. It is a transcript of the gene ankha, whose product is annotated as ANKH inorganic pyrophosphate transport regulator a. The transcript has 12 exons. Gene Ontology annotation, molecular function: phosphate transmembrane transporter activity. Gene Ontology annotation, biological process: phosphate ion transmembrane transport. The coding region runs from base 440 to 1951 and encodes 503 amino acids. Gene Ontology annotation, cellular component: membrane. The record is from RefSeq and is a predicted model, not a curated record. NCBI's taxonomy places the organism in Eukaryota, Metazoa, Chordata, Actinopteri, Characiformes, Serrasalmidae.
GACAGCAGAGAGCCGGAGAGCAGGGAGAGGGAGCAGUGCGGCUGCAGGAGGCGCGGCGCUUUGCAGUGUUCUGGUCUGAGUCGAUCAGCUGCCGCUAACUUUGUCCGCGGUUCGUUAAAAGUUUCCUGCGCAGCUGAAACUGUGACCUGUGACCUGUGUGGGAUUACUCUGCUGAUAUAUUCGGAGUGACCUUGCGCUGCUUCUCUCGCGCUGCUCCUCUCACGCUGCCGAGCUUAAUGUCAGCUGCCUGAACUGCGGUGGGUUUUAGAAAGAGCUGCCAGCAGGCUGCCCGUACUGCGGUGGGUUUUAGAAAGAGAGCUGCCCGUACUGCGGUGGGUUUUAGAAAGAGAGCUGCCAGCAGGCUGCCUGUACUGCGGUGUGUUGUAAUCAGACUGGGGCUUUCAGUUGGACGCGCAGGUUUCCUCCUCUUGCCGGUAUCAUGGUGGAACAGACCUCUUUCACUUCUUAUUGGCCUCUCAUCCGAUUCCUGCUUCCUCUCGCAAUUACCAACAUAGCCAUCGAUUUCGGAGAACAGGCUCUGAACAGAGGAAUCGCCUCAGUAAAGGAGGACCGUGUGGAGAUGCUGGCCAGUUAUGGACUGGCCUACUCUCUGAUGAAGUUCUUCACUGGACCCAUGAGUGACUUUAAGAGCGUUGGGUUGGUGCUCGUCCACAGCAGGAGGGACAGAAACAAGGCCUUGCUCUGUAUGGCUGUGGCUGGUACCAUAGCCAUGAUCCUCCAUAUCCUCAUAGCUUACACAGAUCUGGGAUAUUACAUCAUCAACAAGCUCCACCAUGUGGACGAAUCAGUCGGCGGCAAGACGCGAAAGGCCUUCCUGUACCUCGCAGUGUUCCCCUUGCUGGACUCCAUGGCGUGGAUUCACUCUGGCAUCCUUCUAAAGCACAAAUACAGCCUGCUGGUGGGCUCUGCCUCCAUCUCGGACGUUGUAGCUCAGAUCGUGUUUGUGGCGAUUUUGCUCCAGAGUAACCUGGAGUGUAUUGAACCUUUGCUCAUCCCCAUCCUGUCUCUGUACAUUGGAGCGCUGGUGCGUUUUACCAUCGUGGGACUGGGCUACUACUGCAACAUCCACGACACCUUCCCUAAGUCCAGCAGCCAGGAAGUGGGGGGCAAUACCAGCGUAAAGAAGAUGUUGAAUUUCUGGUGGCCACUGGCUCUCAUUCUUGCCACCCAGAGGAUCAGCAGACCUGUCGUCAACCUCUUUGUGUCCAGAGACCUCAAAGGAAGUGCUGCCGCAACGGAGGCUGUAGCAGUCCUCACAGCCACCUACCCCGUGGGACACAUGCCCUAUGGCUGGCUGACAGAACUGCGAGCCAUCUACCCAGCCUUCGACAAGAAUAAUCCCACCAACAAGCUGGCGGGUGGUACUGCUGUGACCAAAUCUCAAAUCAAGAGGUUCACGUUUGCCUGCUUCACGCUGUCCUUAACGCUGUGCUUCAUGGUGUUCUGGAUACCUGGCGUGUCCGAGCGGAUCCUGGUGGACGUAAUAGGGGUGGAUGCCGCGUUCGCACAGCUCUGCAUUGUUCCUCUGCGGGUCUUCUCCUUCUUCCCUGUGCCAGUGACUGUUCGGGCUCAUCUGACAGGCUGGCUGAUGACCCUGAAGAAGACCUUCGUGCUAGCGCCCAGCUCUGCGCUGAGGAUCGCUGUGCUGAUCAUAAGCCUGACUGUGCUUCCCUAUUUGGGGAUCCAUGGUGCUACGCUGGGAGUGGGCUCUCUGCUGGCUGGCUUCCUGGGGGAGGCCACGAUGGUGGCGGUGGCUGCGUGCUAUGUGUACCGAAAACAGAGGAAAAAAUCGGACACGGAGGUGGUCGUGCAGGCAGAAGACGCUGCCCCGAUGACUGAGGUCCCAUCCAGGACUCAACUAGACAGCGUCCAAGAAAUUACAGAGCAAGACAGGCAAGGGGAGGAAGAUGGAGAACGAAUUGAAGGGUGAAAAUCCGAAAAGGUGGCUGGACAGGAUGAAGCGAUCUAAAGUCUUGACAAGGUUUUUGCCUACAACUGAAAUAACGGUGCAAAUAAGGACAGUUUGUUGGACAAUCCACUGUAUCCCACUUCUGACACCAACACAAUACAGGACCACCUGCUGUGGGAUGUGGACAUUGAGACUGAAUUUAUGUACACUAUAUGUCCAAAAGUAUUCAGACACCCUUGUAAUUAGUGAAUUCAGCCACUUGAAGGUGCUGACAUGUUUAUGUGUGCACAAUAGAAAUGCAUUGGAGAUAGAAUGGGACCCUGUGGAGCAGUGGAACUAUGUUCUCUGGAGUGUUGGAGCACAUCGAAUACCUUUUGGAAUGAUCGCCCAACAUCAGUACAUGACCUCACUAAUGCCCUUGUGGUUGAAUAUAAUCAAAUCCUCACAGCAAUGUUCCAAAAUCAAGCUUGAAGCCUUCCCAGAAGAGUAAAGGGGGACAAAAAAAAAGGGGACAAACUCCCCAUUAAUACCCUUCAUUUCAAAAGAAACGUAAGCAAGUCUCUACACCUUUGGACAUGUAGUGUAUCUGCCAUAGCACUUUCUGCACUGAUGGAAACUUUUUUCUUGCACAUACAAGUUCUUGCAAGACUUCCUGCACAGCAGCCGACAAACAAACCUUUGCCAAAGCAGCAGGACUGGUGAACUGGUGGA